AUGUCACGAACAGUUGAUAGCCCCAGACCAGUGGCAGUUGCACCCACAGCUGUAUUACAGGACUCGAAGAAGCAUAGUAGGCGAGAUAGACAUUCCAGGAACAAUGUUGGAACGAAGACUGCGACCCAAGCUAACAAUAAGAAUAGGCAUGUUGCGGAAGUUACUGCAAGAAUUAAUAAAAGCACGCAGUCGCAGCCCAUAAAGGAUCGUGUCAAUAAAGGUAAAGCCGAUACUAUACGGAAGCCAUUGCUAUUCAGGAGGAAAUACCAGUACACUUUAGUACUUAGAUCAUUGAAUAAUACUUUUGAAACCAAGUAUUUAGUGAUACCUUUCCAACCAGACGGUUUGAAGCUUGGCAGGCCAGUUGCCAAUACGCCCAAUGUUGCAACUUCAGGUAAUGCUCAUGGUAAUAUUGGUGCAAGCAAAACAUCAAAAAUCAAUACAAGCUCACAAGUACUACCAGAUAAUGGUAACUUCGAUUCCAGGGUUUUAUCUAGAAAUCAUGCUCUCCUGAGUUGUGAUUAUUGCUCUGGGAAGAUUUUCAUAAAGGAUUUGAAAUCAAGCAACGGUACUUUCCUUAAUGGCAAAAGAAUUAACCAAGCUGACGUAGAACUAAAAGUAGGGGACACAGUUGAUUUAGGUACAGAUAUUGACUCUAAACUGGAACACCGAAAAAUAAGCGCAGUAGUUGAGGAUAUAUACUUUCAUCCUCUAAUUCUGGAUCGGCAACCUAUAUCUGAUAGUUUUCGUUCGAAGGUAAUUAUAGAUGAUAACAACUUACAACAAUGUGCUUUUGAAUCAUUUGUGGAUCACUCCCAUGGUUUGUUAGACUUAGAAGAUACUAUAUUGAGGACUGAUAUUGACAUACUGAAUGGUAUAUUUAUUAAUAAUUCUAUUGGAACAAGUCAUAAAUUAAUCGACACCAUACGUGUUAUGGCAGCUGGGAUAAGCUUUAAGAGUCGUGAUAUUAUGAAACUAAAAUCAAUUGAGAAUUUUAUCUUAAAUUACACAAAUGAUAUUGAUUAUAAGAAUAAGCUACUCGUAGAGAAAAAUGAUAAAUAUUUGAUAAGUCUCCAAGCAGACGUUAAGAAAGAACUUUCAUCAGUUCUGAUGCAGUUUAUGAAAGAGGAUGAAGCUAGAACGCUUGAACUUCAAGAAGAGCACUCCCAUAUUCAAAAACAAAAAACUGAAGAACGAGAGACAUAUGAAGCAGAAAUUAAAGCUGUGAAAGAGGUACUAGAAGAUUGUAAAACUAGAUUAGAAGUUGAAAAGUAUAAAAAUGGAAAAACACAACAAAAGCUUAACAUUGACCCAGAUGAUGGUUUGGAGAACAUAGCCUCUGAUUGCAAUUUAGGGGAGGAAGCCAACACCAAGAAGUUUACCAAUACGUUUCUAAAAAGCUGGACUUUUUGGACUAUUGGUCUGGUUUCUGUCGGUGUGUUAACAGUCGCUUAUAGAUUUUCCUCCCAAUGA
This is a messenger RNA of Nakaseomyces glabratus, 1473 nucleotides long. It is a transcript of the gene FAR10, whose product is annotated as Far10p. NCBI's taxonomy places the organism in Eukaryota, Fungi, Ascomycota, Saccharomycetes, Saccharomycetales, Saccharomycetaceae. The record is from RefSeq and is a predicted model, not a curated record. Gene Ontology annotation, cellular component: cytoplasm. Gene Ontology annotation, molecular function: protein binding.